AAAUAGAUUCAGUACCCCGAUAAAAAUUCAAAACAUUUUGUAAAGCGCACAUCGCAGUUAUAUUUACAAAGCAAAACGAGAGUGCAGUAAAAUUUUUUAAAAAACAGUAGCAAACGCAACCAUAACACACAGUACGCUAUAGCUCGCCUCCAAUUAAAAUAUCUCAACCACAACAAUAAACAUCAACGUCUCGCGUAUAUUUUAAAUUUUUAGAUCCUCCGCUCGACUGACCUGCUUCACUUCUCGUACGUGAUAUCCCUGUGUACCUGAACUCAUCCUCUCAUAAACCCGCGAGAUUUAACGCGCGCAAAGCUGUAAAAAGCACAGUAGCUGCAUUCGCGUAAACGCUCGAAAGCCGCGCACAUAUAUUGCCGGAACACACACACACACGGUAUACUUGUAUACAUCGCACAAAGGUGAAACUCGCAAAUUGUUUCCGUUUGACAAAUUGGCGAUCGACGCGAUAUGCAUGCAUUAGCAUCGCUUUGCGUUGCAAAUUACGACGUCGCGGGUUAGGGAUUCGGAGCGCGCGAUUGAACGCUUUUACUCUCUCGGGAAUACUUUUAAGAUGCACUUUUAUAUUGUUCGCGUUCACAUAAAGUUAUAUAGGCCUUUCAGCGUUUAAGCGCUUUUGAAAGUUCGCGCGCUUGAUGGACGGGACGUUACCCUGGAUGCAUAUGUUUUUAGGAAUAAGUCAAGCCCGAUUACACUCGACGUCGUGAAACGUUUUAUAUUGGUUGACUUUUCGGAAUUUUCCGUCGCUCGGGAAAUAAACGAGGCUGGAAUUUUUCAAAAGGUAUAUAGAAGCCGGGAGAAGAAGAAAAUUUUAUUAUAUACUCUCUCUCUCUCUCUCUCUCUCUGUCGCGAGUUUAAAAUCGAUUCUUGCAUGAAAAACGCUCGUCGCGCAUGCACAAUGGAAAAGUUCACGAAGUUUCGAGUAGCCCUAAAAAUAACGGCCGACCUAAAACUGACUAUACAUAUUCUGAAGCCACCGAGUGUUAGACGAGCUAUUCGGGAACUUUCUUCCUUGGCGGAUGCGAAAUUAAUUUAUCAGAACUAUUGAGCAAUGUUUCGACGCGGCUUAUCAGUUUUUUUUCUAGACUAAGGGAAUAAUCUGGUGUCCAUACAUCAAAGUGAAGAAUUUAUUUUUACUAUCUUUGUUCGUUACUAAGGUGAAUUCAAUGUGUUCAGUAUACAAAUUUUAAAAAAUCCUAAUGUUAUAGGUAUAUUAUCCAAUUUAAGGCUAAGCAUUCGUCCUAAUUUCUGCCAUAUAUAAAUAACUGCCUGUAACUAUUACGUCUCGACCGUCAAACUCCCACAAAAAGAGCCCAACGACCCUGAUCUUUCGACGACGUACAGUACCAUAUUAUAUUGCUUGGGAUCGCAUUCAAAUAGCCGAUUUUUUUUUUAAGGUUCGCCUAAUCCCACCAAUGAGAACAUUGUUUUACUCUGCCCUACAGACACACCCUCUUUCCCGACAAACAUAACCGAUCGACGGGCCCCCGAAGAAAGAUCUACAAGAGACACAACCAUAAAACAGUCGUAAAGCUGCGACGAACAAGCAGUCACAUUGUCCCCAGCGCGUAUUGGAGCGAGGCAGGGAUUUUCCAAAAUCAUAUAAUUCGGCGACGAUCGGUAUGUACCCGGAACUAUUCUUUACCCCAGCCUAGACUCUGCCAUCACGUGUCAGUCUCCCUUGUCAUCGGUUCCUCCAAAAAUGCGUUUGAGACACGGUCCGCUGAAAGACCGAAAUAUCGGCAGAGCUUUCGAGCUAGGAUUAUCGGACACCUCGAUGUGACUGAUAGGCUCGAUAACGAAGCCCGAGAUUCGCGGGCGAAAGUUACCUUCCAACCGGCAAGUGCUGCAGUGUUUUUUCCACCACCGGAGAAUUCUAGAAAAAGCCGCCUCCCAGAGCUGGAAUCGCGUUUUCGACAAAAUCACGCUUUUCUGGAACGCUGCGGAUUUGAGAAUUCAAAAUCGGCAAAUUGUCAUCGCGAGGAUAGAGGAAACUCAAAAGAUCGAGGAGUCGCUUACCUGUGCAAGAGGUCAGGGAGUACGAGUUUAAGAACAAACUCGACGACUUGUUCGAUAUCGCUCACGUUUCGGCUUUGGAUUUUUUGACGAAGAACGAAGAUCGGUUGUUUUUGCUAGUGCAGAGGGAGAAGGGGAGAAGAGGAUACCUUGGACAGCUCGUUAAUUCCGGUGCUGAGGAGAAAAAGCCGAUGAAGUUUUGACAGUGCAAAUCGUGCCAAUUCAUCAUCAAAACUUCGCUCGCACAUACCGACUAACCAAACAUACCAAAGAUCACAAUGCCAGACAAGGGCCGGAAAAAAUCGACCGGCAAGAAGAACGGAAAAAACGGCAAUGGCAACGGAGGUGGUAGCGGUGGCAAGGGCAAGUCCAAGGGCUCGAAAAAAGGCUCGAAACGCAGUGGAGGAAAGGCCAAGUUCGCCAUGGACGUGUUCAACGAGGAAGCAAUGGAAAACGCUUACUAUACCUGCCACAACAUCAUGGACGUGCUGUUCUGCAGAGGCUUUCCCUGGCCCGAGGCCCAGAAAAAGAAGAAGAAGGGAAAGAAAUAAGGACUGUUUUGAGUAUCUAUACAUUUUAAAUUGUAGGUGUAUUAUAGAGUAUUAAGAAAUUUCAUGAUUGAGAACAGAGAAUGAAUUGCUGAUGAGCGCCACUGAUGAGUGGCUCUAGUUAGAUCGAAAAUUAUAAAACAUUGUUAAUUUUUAUUCAGCAUUGUUGCUGUUACGCAUAAUGUACUCUAACUCAUCGAUGAUUAAGUUGGUUUAUGGAUUCGAGUAUUGUUAUGCAACGUUAAUAACAAUUGUUAAAUAGAAGUGUUUUUUUGUAACAACAGUAGAGGGUAAAAUUUUAUACAAUGAAUAAAACUACACAAAAUGAAAAAUUAAGAUUAAACUAAUUUUUAUUUUGAAAUUACAUAAUAUAUGUGUACAUAGUACAAUUUACAAUAAA
This is a messenger RNA of Nasonia vitripennis (jewel wasp), 2979 nucleotides long. RefSeq lists its product as uncharacterized. The record is from RefSeq and is a predicted model, not a curated record. NCBI's taxonomy places the organism in Eukaryota, Metazoa, Arthropoda, Insecta, Hymenoptera, Pteromalidae. The transcript is spliced from 2 exons. The coding region runs from base 2310 to 2582 and encodes 90 amino acids.